GAUUGUUUUCAGGUGUGACCUUCCUGCUUUAACAUCCUGCUCAUGUCGUCUUCAGGUCAUCAGUCCGUUCGGCUGGAGGGACAUGAGGAUCAGUGUGCCGGGCGGGUGGAGGUAUGGAAGGACGGGAACUGGGGCACGGUGUGUGACGACAGAUGGGACCUGAGAGAAGCCAAGGUGGUUUGCGCCCAGCUGGGCUGUGGGACCGCUCUCAGGGUGACGGGUCAGAAUGGAUUGUUCCCUCCAGGGAGCGGACCGAUUCACCUAGACGAGCUGAACUGCACCGGGAACGAGCAGAACCUGUGGUUCUGUCCGGGUGUCCAGGAAAACUCCGACUGCGGACACAAAGAGGACGCUGGUGUGGUGUGUUCAGUAUCUAAGACGUCCUUCAGAGUCACCACAGCAGCUCCUCCUGCAGGCGCCUCUUCUCCAGAACAUCUCUGCAUCAUAUCUCUGUCUAUUGCGGUGCUUGCUCUUGCCAUCCUGAAUUUGGUUCUCUGCUGCCUUUUCUGUCACGGCCACGAUGCGGGCGGUGAGGCCAGCAGAGCCGUUGGUCUGAAGAAGAUGGUGAUCUGUGGUCAACGAAGUGGAAACACAGAUGCCUGAAGAAGCAUCGAUUCUAAAAUGCUGAUUUAUAGAUCACAAGUAAUGUGGAAUAAAUAUGAAUCAUAAAGUUUAACAAUGAAUAAAAAUGUCAAAACAAAAAUAAA
Molecule: messenger RNA, 707 nt
Organism: Poecilia latipinna (sailfin molly)
Lineage: Eukaryota; Metazoa; Chordata; Actinopteri; Cyprinodontiformes; Poeciliidae
Product: T-cell differentiation antigen CD6-like
Exons: 4
Coding region: 43-603 (186 amino acids)
Biological process (GO): zymogen activation
Cellular component (GO): plasma membrane
Molecular function (GO): serine-type endopeptidase activity
Source: RefSeq, a predicted model, not a curated record